Messenger RNA from Erigeron canadensis, 1371 nucleotides. Its product is annotated as UDP-glycosyltransferase 75C1-like. The transcript has a single exon. NCBI's taxonomy places the organism in Eukaryota, Viridiplantae, Streptophyta, Magnoliopsida, Asterales, Asteraceae. Gene Ontology annotation, molecular function: UDP-glycosyltransferase activity. The coding region runs from base 1 to 1371 and encodes 456 amino acids. The record is from RefSeq and is a predicted model, not a curated record.
AUGACACGCCGCCAAAAAAUCCUAAUAAUAGCUUUUCCGGGCCAAGGUCACAUUAAUCCGUCUCUUCAAUUCGCUAAACGCCUCCUAAAUAUGAAUGUAGAAGUCACAUUUUGCACAAAUUCAUCUGUUAUCCGCCUUAUUGAGAACCAAACCACCCAUCAUGGCCUAACCUUCGCCCCAGUGUCUGAAGAUGCCCGAAAAGUUAAUUCCACCUUAGAAGAGUUCAUUUCGGAUUUUGCAAUCAAUGGCACUCGAGAAGUCUCUAAAAUGAUCAAAUCAGCAUUUACCACUGGCCGCCCAUUUGAUCACAUGGUGUACACCACCAUUGUGACAUGGGCGGCCGACGUGGCAAACACAUAUAGUCUUAAAUCCACCCUUCUGUGGUGCCAAUCCGCGACUAUCUUGGAUCUUUACUAUUAUUAUUUCAAUGGGUAUCAAGAUCUCAUUACUAGUAAUAAGAACAACCCGAAGUUUCUCAUCAAGUUGCCUGGAUUGCCAUCACUUACAAUUUCCGAUCUACCAACCUUUUUCUUGCCCGAAUGCCCCGAAGAACAUGACUUUGUUUUACCUCUUUUUCGGGAUCACAUUGAUGCUUUAAAAAAGUCUCCAAGAAUUCUUGUGAGUACUUUUAAUGAGCUAGAAAUCGGACCCAUUAAAGCUAUUGAAAAGCUUCAGUUGCUUUCUGUUGGACCCUUGAUCCCAUCAGCCUUCUUAGAUGGAAAAGACCCGUUAGACAAUUCGUUUGGUGGUGACUUGUUUGAGACGACAGAGGAAGAUUACAUCAAAUGGCUAAACACGAAAGCUAAGUCAUCUGUCGUGUAUGUUUCAUUCGGAAGUAUGUCAACUUUAUCAAAUGAUCAAGCUGAAGAAAUGGCAAUUGGGUUGUUGGAGAGCAAAAGACCGUUUUUAUGGGUAAUUAGAGACGAAAACAAGGGUUCAAAUUUGAGCAAGAUUGAUGAAUUAAGAAAACAAGGGAUGAUAGUGGGUUGGUGCUCUCAAGUGGAGGUACUGAGCCACCAAGCAAUUGGGUGUUUUGUGACACAUUGUGGGUGGAAUUCAACGGUGGAGGCAUUGGCAGCUGGUGUUCCUACCGUGGCGUUUUCACAAUGGAGUGAUCAGGGAACAAAUGGGAAGAUGAUCGAAGAUGUGUGGAAAACCGGGGUCAGGGUGAAGAGGAAGGAGGGGGAUGGAGUAGUGACAGGGAAUGAGAUUAAAAGGUGUGUGGAAAUGGUAAUGGAAAAUGAAGAAAUGAGGAGAAAUGCAGAGAAAUGGAGGGAUUUGGCAAGAGAGGCUGUUAGCAAUGAUGGAUCAUCCAUUGUCAACCUUCAAUCUUUUUUGGAUGGUGUUUGGAACAGAAUUACUAAAUUAUAG